AUGGAAGGUUCGGGCGAUAGUUUUGAGUAUCUUCUUCAGCUCACUAAAACGCUCAGUUCCCAAGCAUGGUCGGCAAGACAGCAGACGGAUAAAGUGGAACAAUCGCUAAAGAGGCUCGCCAAACAGCACUACAUUCCAUAUAAAGAGUACUCCAAGCCACCUACUGCAGAAGCCCUAGAUGAAUUCGCCCAAAUCAAGGCAAAAUCGCCAGAAGAACUCAUAGUAGAAGAGAAUUACAGGUUGAUGUACCAAAUUCAACAGCAAGAGUAUAUCCACUCAAAAGUAUGUCUUCUGGUGCAACAGAUCAACGAGAUGAUUGUGUCCAUUAGAGACUUCAUAGUAGAGUACAAGGCCACGGCCCCUCAUAAACAUCAAGAGUUCGUGGCAGCAAACGUCGCCAACCCGGUUCAAUCGCUAUCUUCAGCUCAAACGGCUCUGGAAAAGGGCCAUAAUGUCGCUAACAAGAAGGUAGCAAUGCUCAUAGAGGAGCUAGUACUGGCGUGUAAAAACGUACCCUGGAACAAAAUUGAGAAAGACGACUUGGCUUACCAGCGGUUCAAGUCCCUCGUGAAAGAUUUUGAAGAUAAGUACAACAUACAGCUUGUUUCUGAAUCGUUAUUAUUGACUUGA
Messenger RNA from Kluyveromyces marxianus DMKU3-1042, 630 nucleotides. It is a transcript of the gene FAR3, whose product is annotated as Far3p. The record is from RefSeq and is a predicted model, not a curated record. NCBI's taxonomy places the organism in Eukaryota, Fungi, Ascomycota, Saccharomycetes, Saccharomycetales, Saccharomycetaceae. The coding region runs from base 1 to 630 and encodes 209 amino acids. The transcript has a single exon.